UAAGAAGCGUGACUGGCAUUCAAACUGCCCAAUCAAUAGCUCCCUGGUUCGGAAGCGGUGCCGCCGCAGGCAGGGGUAGCGGAUGAGCUGGCGUAAACAGAGUUAAGGCAAUGACGCAAGCACGAAGCUCUGUAGUGAUUGGCUGACGGCACAGCCGAAGAGCACCUCAACGUGACCCGGUAUCCUGUGGCGCCAAAAUGUCGCUUGCAGCGGGCGUAAUUCGGAGACUGGACGAGACAGUGGUGAACCGCAUCGCGGCAGGGGAAGUCAUCCAGCGGCCGGCUAAUGCCAUUAAGGAGAUGAUUGAGAACUGUUUAGAUGCAAAAUCCACAAGUAUUCAAGUGGUUGUAAAAGAGGGAGGCCUGAAGCUGAUUCAGAUCCAAGACAACGGCACCGGGAUCAGGAAAGAAGAUCUGGAUAUAGUGUGUGAGAGGUUCACUACAAGUAAACUGCAGUGCUUUGAGGAUUUGUCUAGUAUUUCUACCUAUGGCUUUCGGGGUGAGGCUCUGGCCAGCAUAAGCCACGUGGCGCACGUUACUAUUACGACCAAAACGGCUGACGGAAAGUGCGCGUACAGAGCGAGCUACUCCGACGGGAAGCUGAAAGCGCCUCCUAAGCCAUGUGCGGGCAACCAGGGGACCCAGAUCACGGUGGAGGACCUUUUUUACAACAUAUCCACGAGGAGGAAAGCUUUAAAAAAUCCAAGCGAAGAGUAUGGGAAAAUUUUGGAGGUUGUUGGCAGGUACUCGGUACACAAUGCAGGCGUUGGCUUCUCAGUUAAAAAACAAGGGGAGACAGUAGCUGACGUCAGAACGCUGCCCAACGCCACGGCCGUGGACAAUAUUCGCUCCGUCUUUGGAAACGCUGUCAGCCGAGAACUGAUAGAAGUCGGGUGCGAGGACAAGACGCUAGCCUUCAGCAUGAAAGGCUACAUAUCCAACGCAAACUACUCGGUGAAGAAGUGCAUCUUCCUGCUCUUCAUCAACCAUCGUCUGGUAGAGUCAACUGCCUUAAGAAAAGCCAUCGAAACGGUGUAUGCAGCCUAUUUGCCCAAAAACACACACCCAUUCCUGUACCUCAGUUUAGAAAUCAGCCCCCAGAACGUGGAUGUCAAUGUGCACCCCACGAAGCACGAGGUCCACUUCUUGCACGAGGACAGCAUCCUGGAGCGGGUGCAGCAGCACGUUGAGAGCAAGCUCCUGGGCUCCAACUCCUCCAGGAUGUACUUCACCCAGACGUUACUACCAAGCCUUGCGGGCCCCUCUGGGGAGGUGGUGAAACCCACAGCAGGAGGGACUGCCUUGCCGGCCUCUAAAAGCGGCGACAAGGUCUACGGCUACCAGAUGGUCCGCACGGAUUCCCGGGAACAGAAGCUCGAUGCCUUCCUGCAGCCUGUGAGCAAAGCCGGUGAGCCCCAGGCCACCGUCCCAGAGGACGGCGCGGAUGCUUCCAGUGCCAGGGAGAGUGACGACGUGGAGAUGCGGGAGCUCCCGGCUCCUGCUGACGUGGCCGCCGCCAAGGAUCAGCGCGCGGAGGAGGCCGCAGCACAGGGGACUCCAGACACGGUGGAGAAGAGAGGGGCUGCCUCCAGCCUGAGCAACCCCAGAAAGAGACACCGGGAAGGCUCCGAUGAGGAAAUGGUGGAAGACGAGUCCCAGAAGGAAAUGACGGCUGCGUGCACCCCCCGGAGGAGGAUCAUUAACCUCACCAGUGUGCUCAGUCUGCGGGAGGAAAUCAACGAGCGGGGACAUGAGACUCUGCAGGAGAUGCUGCACAACCACUCCUUCGUGGGCUGCGUGAAUCCUCAGUGGGCCUUGGCACAGCAUCAGACCAAGUUAUACCUUCUCAACACCACCAGGCUUAGCGAAGAGCUGUUCUACCAGGUACUCAUAUACGAUUUUGCGAAUUUCGGUGUUCUGAGGUUAUCGGAGCCAGCACCGCUCUUCGACCUCGCCAUGCUUGCUCUGGAUAGUCCCGAGAGCGGCUGGACAGAGGAAGACGGCCCCAAGGAAGGCCUUGCCGAAUACAUUGUUGAGUUUCUGAAAAAGAAGAGCGAGAUGCUCGCAGACUACUUCUCUCUGGAAAUCGACGAGGAAGGGAACCUGGUUGGGUUACCCCUUCUGAUCGACAACUACGUGCCCCCUCUAGAGGGUCUGCCGAUCUUCAUUCUUCGACUAGCCACCGAGGUGAACUGGGACGAAGAAAAGGAGUGUUUUGAAAGCCUCAGUAAAGAAUGCGCUAUGUUUUACUCCGUCCGGAAGCAGUACAUAUCCGAGGAGUCGACCCUCUCGGGCCAGCAGCAGGGUGGAGGGCCCGGCUCCGCCCCACAGCCCUGGAAGUGGACUGUGGAGCACGUCGUCUACAAAGCCUUCCGCUCACACCUCCUGCCUCCCAAACACUUCACGGAAGACGGAACCGUCCUGCAGCUCGCCAACCUGCCCGACCUGUACAAAGUCUUUGAGCGGUGUUAAAGGGCUCACUUGCGGACUCCGGGUGUGCUGUUCCCCCCUUGUAUCCUGCUGCGGUAGGCCUGAAGGCUGAAGACUCACAUUGGCCUUCUAGCUAGUAGCUCCGUUGGCUAUAAUGGUGGAUUGAGGAUAAAUAAAUUGUCAGAUGUGUCUUAACAUGA
Messenger RNA from Phyllostomus discolor (pale spear-nosed bat), 2629 nucleotides. It is a transcript of the gene MLH1, whose product is annotated as mutL homolog 1. Gene Ontology annotation, cellular component: MutLalpha complex. The transcript is spliced from 19 exons. The coding region runs from base 198 to 2471 and encodes 757 amino acids. The record is from RefSeq and is a predicted model, not a curated record. Lineage: Eukaryota; Metazoa; Chordata; Mammalia; Chiroptera; Phyllostomidae. Gene Ontology annotation, molecular function: ATP-dependent DNA damage sensor activity; mismatched DNA binding; ATP binding. Gene Ontology annotation, biological process: mismatch repair.